Messenger RNA from Iphiclides podalirius (scarce swallowtail), 1530 nucleotides. The record is from the annotation of a GenBank genome assembly. NCBI's taxonomy places the organism in Eukaryota, Metazoa, Arthropoda, Insecta, Lepidoptera, Papilionidae.
AUGGCUAAUCCGAAUCGAGAAAGCGUUAGCACACGUUUCUCGGAUAAUUAUGAUCUGAAAGAAGAAUUGGGAAAAGGAGCUUUUUCAAUAGUGAGACGGGCUGUUCAGAAAUCUACUGGAUAUGAAUUUGCCGCUAAAAUUAUUAACACCAAGAAACUGUCAGCUCGAGAUUUUCAAAAAUUGGAACGCGAGGCUAGAAUUUGUCGAAAGUUGCAACAUCCCAAUAUUGUAAGACUCCAUGAUUCUAUACAAGAAGAACAUUUUCACUACCUCGUUUUUGAUUUAGUUACUGGUGGCGAAUUAUUCGAAGAUAUUGUGGCUCGGGAGUUUUACUCAGAGGCCGAUGCCUCCCACUGCAUACAACAAAUUUUGGAGUCUGUGCAUCACUGCCACCAUAAUGGUGUUGUACAUAGGGACCUCAAGCCCGAAAAUUUACUGCUUGCAAGUAAAGCUAAAGGCGCCGCUGUAAAACUUGCUGAUUUUGGUUUAGCUAUUGAAGUUCAAGGCGAUCAACAAGCGUGGUUUGGUUUUGCCGGUACGCCGGGAUAUCUGUCGCCUGAAGUUCUUAAGAAGGAACCUUAUGGAAAACCUGUGGAUAUUUGGGCCUGUGGUGUUAUUUUGUAUAUUUUGCUUGUUGGGUACCCACCGUUCUGGGAUGAGGAUCAACACCGACUGUAUGGACAAAUUAAAGCUGGAGCUUACGACUAUCCGUCACCCGAAUGGGAUACAGUAACACCCGAAGCAAAAAGUCUUAUUAAUCAAAUGUUAACUGUUAACCCAAGCAAGAGAAUUACAGCUUCUGAAGCUCUUAAACAUCCGUGGAUAUGUCACCGCGAACGCGUUGCAUCGGUCAUGCACCGACAGGAAACAGUGGACUGUUUGAAGAAGUUCAAUGCACGUCGCAAAUUGAAGGGAGCCAUUUUAACUACUAUGCUUGCUACGCGAAACUUUUCUGGAAAAUCGAUGGUGAACAAAAAAGGCGAUGGAUCCCAAGUCAAAGAAUCUACGGACAGCAGUACUACUUUAGAAGACGACGACUUAGACAAAGACAAGAAAGGCGUAGAUAGAGCGUGUACCGUCAUUUCCAAAGACCAUGACGAGGAAGCGCUUACAAAAGCAGAUUCGUUUGGAAAGGCUCGAGGAGAUAGCAACGCUUCUUUACGCCGUGCUGAAGUGAUAAAAGUAACCGAAGUGCUGAUAGAUGCCGUAAAUAAUGGUGAUUACGAUACUUAUUCUAAACUCUGUGAUCCUAAUGUAACUGCGUUUGACCCCGAUGCAUUAGGUAAUUUGGUAGAAGGUGUGGAAUUCCACAAAUUCUUCAUUGAUAACACUCCCACUCACGUAAAAACCAACACUACUAUUCUAAACCCGAGAGUACAUUUGCUCGGAGAAGAUGUUGCGGUAAUAGCGUACGUCUGCUUAACUCAAAGUGUUGAUGCUGAAGGGCGACGUGAAACUCGCCAGUCGCAAGAAACUCGCAUAUGGCACAAGCGCCACAACAAAUGGAUAGCUGUCCACUUCCAUCGCUCC